AUGUCGAGUGGUGAUUGGGUUUCAUUUUCUCUUCGUCAUUGCUUGGUAGAGAUCUGUGAUGGCCUUCCUACAUCCAUAAAAUAUUGGACGGAAGAAUUCUUUUUUAUUGCUUCUACUGCUUUCUUUGGGCCCACGGCAUAUGGUGACAAGGCUGUUAACCCCUCUCCCGAUCUGAAUCCCGAAAAACAGAGUAUUGUGGAUCUCUUAUCGGAAAAUUACGUGAAGUGGACUCGCGUUGACGAAGUAACAUUGGGUAUGGCAAGGAUGAGUUCUUACUGGAAUAAAUUGGGGAGAAAACAUGUGGAGAUCCUAGCAGGACGAGAAGUCACUUUGUUGGAACGGUUGCAUCACAAACGUUUGGCAAGUUUUGCUUUAGUCACCGAGGAAAUUACCAUUCCUAAUUCUUUACCAUUCCUAAUUCUGUAA
Lactuca virosa is the source of this 426-nucleotide messenger RNA. The record is from the annotation of a GenBank genome assembly. NCBI's taxonomy places the organism in Eukaryota, Viridiplantae, Streptophyta, Magnoliopsida, Asterales, Asteraceae.